Molecule: messenger RNA, 8511 nt
Organism: Coturnix japonica (Japanese quail)
Lineage: Eukaryota; Metazoa; Chordata; Aves; Galliformes; Phasianidae
Gene: SYT8
Product: synaptotagmin 8
Biological process (GO): synaptic vesicle endocytosis; calcium ion-regulated exocytosis of neurotransmitter
Cellular component (GO): dense core granule; axon; synaptic vesicle membrane
Molecular function (GO): phosphatidylserine binding; calcium-dependent phospholipid binding; clathrin binding
Source: RefSeq, a predicted model, not a curated record
CCACUGGUUCCUGGGUUGGCAAAGCAGACUUUCCAGUUUGGGCUGCAGUGUGCAUGGGAAAGCCAAUGUCUCUUUUGUGCCCAUAGCUCUAUUCCUGGCAGGGGAUUUCUUUUGUCCCCAGCAUGUUCGUACCAUGCACUUUGGCUGGAUCAGGAGACCACACAGAGAGAAAAGGAGACUGAGGCUGGAAACGAGACGGUGUCCUCAGGUCACUUGCACUCUGCUAUGGCCAAGGAACAGUGGAACAGCCAGACUACAGCCUCCCCACCCCCUGCUAACCCAGUGGUUACCACCACAGCUCCGCCGGGCUUCCUUGAUGGCAUUGUCAGCCACACCCCAUUACCCAGAUGGGCGCUCAUUGCUGUGGCGGUGGCAGUGGCUGUUCUCUUCCUCCUCUUCCUCAUCUGCAUCAUCAGGUGCUGCUGUGGCAAGAAGAAGCCAGAGAAGAAGGAGAAAGUUGGCUUGCUCACCUUCAGUGGCUCCACCACAGCCAGCCUUGUGCAGCCUGAGAUGGAAGACCUGGAGCAGGGCCCAGAGGAGACAGGGCGAGGAAGGCUUCAGUAUUCUCUGGAGUACAAUUUCCGUGUACAGGAGCUGAAAGUUGGUGUGAAGCAGGCAGCUGACCUGAAGGCCAUGGACAAUGGGGGCACAUCUGAUCCCUAUGUUACUGUCUACCUGACAUCUGAUAUGAGAAAGAAGUAUGAGACAAAGGUUCAUAAGAAGACCCUGAACCCCGUCUUCAAUGAGACCUUCACUUUCCAGGUGCCCCAGGCAGAGGUGUCUGAGGCCACGCUGGUGAUGCAGAUCUAUGACUUCAAUCGCUUCUCCAAGCACGACAUCAUUGGUGAGGUCCGCCUGCCCCUGGCCAGUGUCAACCUGCAGCACAUCAUCGAGCAGUGGAGUGACUUAGUGGUGGCCAGCAAAGUGGAGCAAGAGCGUCUGGGUGAGAUCUGCUUCUCACUGCGCUAUGUCCCCAGCACCGGCAAGCUGACAGUGCUCAUCCUUGAGGCCAAGAAGCUGAAGCGGAUGGACUCCCGUGGGCUAUCAGAUCCUUUUGUUAAGGUGCAUCUCAUCCUGAACAAGAAGAAGUGGAAGAAGAAGAAGACGAGUGUGAAGAAAAAUACCUUGAGUCCUUAUUUCAAUGAGGCAUUUGUCUUUGAGGUGCCUUUCAAUCAGAUUCAGAAUGUGGAUGUGGUCAUCUCCGUCUGGGACUAUGACAAAGUGACCAAGAAUGAGCCCAUUGGCAAACUCUUCCUGGGCUGCCGGGCCACGGGUAACCAGCUGCGGCACUGGUCUGACAUGCUGGCCAACCCACGGCGGCCCAUCGCCCAGUGGCACAACCUGCAGCCCCCUGAUGUGGUGGACAAGGCCCUGGGGUUGAAGUCCCACCUCAAGCUGCCUAUGACCACCAGAUAGUGAGAGACAACUCUGGCACCCCCUGCUCACUCACAUCUGGGCAGGAUGGAGGUUUUCAGAGGUGUCUGGAUGCAGCUCUGCACCAAGGUGAUGCUGGAGGGGGUGAUGUGGAUGCAGAACUAGCUUGUCUCAGCCACUCGCAGGCUGGGGUUGAAUACAGAGAGCUCUAAGCUUAUGGAAAAACAUUGAGUCAUUUGAUAUUUUUUGAAUAGAAGUUGAUUACUAUAGAAUCAUAUGUUGGAAAAGGUAUUCAAGAUCACUCGAGUCCAACCAUCAGCUUGACCUAACAGGUCCCACCACCAAACCACGUCUCUUAGUCCAUAUAUCUCUUAAAUAUCUCCAGGGAUGGAGACUCCACUGCUUCCCUGGGCAGCCCAUCCCAGUGCUUGACCAACCCCCUUAGGAAACCAGCCUGUGAAUGCUAUGCUGACUUGCAGCCCUCUUGUCAGUUCUGUGUGAGUUUCAUGUAAUCUGGGGGCUGCUUGUGCCCUCACAUCCUGCUUUGUGGUGCCUUAAGGUGGGAGGUAAGUAAAAAUCCCUCCUGUUUGGAGGUGGAUCCUCUGAGUUGUCUGCAGUCUCAGGAGCCUCCCAGCUCCCUGAAUUAGUAUUUCAAUGAGCUGACAAAGAAGGGGAUUGCUCUUAAGAGAAUUUUAAUUCAGCUGAGAAGACUUAAGCCAGAUUGGCACAGACACUGCCUGACCCCACUCUGUUCCUAGCAAAGGAAUUGCUCUUACUCCAAAAUACACAUGGGAAAGCCUUCUUUCUCCUGGCCUUUUGCUAAAAAAUCCCCACAACCAUAGCACAAAGAUUUGGGCUUGUUUCACUCAAACUACAAAAUGGAAGUAAAUUGCACCAGGCAGUCUGUAGGAAGCUGCAUGUUCUGGAGUGGGGAGAGCCCAAGCAUUAAUGAAGAACCAUUAAUAUUGAAAAGCAGUUAAUCCGCAAUUAUCCCAAGACCCAUGGAGCGACUAUCAGAGAGUUAAACAAAUACGGUGAGGCUGAGGAAGAUUAUGAAAGCUCUUGAUAGAGAUUAAUGACCCAAGCUUAACUAUAAAAAGCUACUGUGCCCGUUUCUUAAUAAAUGUUCCCUUGGCUUUGCCUUUGCUGUGAUGUGGGGAGAAAUUACAGAGUUGUUUGGAGAUAGCAAUAACAAGUGGAGUGUGGUUCCUGCUGGGAGAACAGCGUGAGCUGGGUGCCCUUAAUGAAACAGAGGAGGAAAUCAGUCACCUGAGAAAUACUUGCAGAAGGAUGCUGAGUGAGUUAAAGCCUCAGCCUUAAGUCAAGCUAGAGGGGGUGAUGCAGAAGGGAAAGCUGCUGUGUGAGAAUUAUGGAGGCAACUGGGGACUCAAUGAGUAAGUGCUCACCAGGGCAGGCAUACUAGUGCCCCAGGUGAGCCUCGCUGAGGCAUAAAUCCGUGUGCUGAUCUGCUCCCUCAAGAGGGAAGGGUGAGGGGAUUGUAACUUGUCUAACUCUUAAGCACAGUUCACAUGGGAGCCUAUUCAUAGGAAGGGGGAUGGCUCCAUCUUGUGCUAAGUCUGGUGGGCAGAAAGGCUGGGCUCUUCUUGCCUCUCCAUCAGCAUGUCCCUAUAGCCUUAGCAAGGCUGGUUGAUUGUCCCUUUGUUGCUAUUAUGUCUCUUGCUCAAAUGACAUUCCUUGAGCACUUGGAGGACUGAGCAUGGAAAUGCACUUCUGGAGGAAGAGGAAGAUGCUGCUGUAGAAGAUAAAAAAAAGAAAGCUAUGUUAAUUGAAGGUGAAAUCUCAGUGAGUGCCUGUGCUGGAUUUCAAUGUCUGCAUCUAGAGGGCAGGGCAGGUACAUGUUGAAUGAUCUGUGUGUCCACGUCCUCAGUGGUCCCAGUUAGAGCUCUGCUUCUUUAUCUGGGUAUCCUCCCCCUAGAAAGAGGUUUGUGCAGGAGAAAAACACCUGUUGCUGUGGUACAUGCCUGGGUCUCCUCCUUGCAGACCAUGCUCACCAUGUAGUCCAGUAAGAACGCCCUGAUGUGGCACAAAACUCUGCAAUUUGGGCUGGUUUCUGGCAGAGGAUAAAAGGACCCACCAGAUUGCCCAGAAACGGAGCAACAUGCAGCAAGAGGAGUCUGCAGAACACUGUUGACCAGCAAGAAGCAACAAGCCAUGGGCUUGUCUGGCUGCAAAGCCCAAAGCCACAAACCCUAAUGGCAAGAGCAAUGCAGUUGGUAUGAAGGGGAAGAGGGAAAUCAUCCUGAGGGUGGUCAGACCUUGGGUGGAAUGUGAGAUCUUCAUGCCUGAGGAAGUUUUUGCCAUGUGUCUCCAAGCAGUACCUUGCUGUGGAUCCAGCCCUGCCUGGGACUGGGGCAGGUGACAUUAAGGAGACUCUCUCAAAGAGAAUUAUUCCCUAAUUUGGUGAUUUUAUGACUAUUUGUCCGUGUACUUCAAGAAAUUAGCCUGGAAAUCAGUAGCAGGUGAAUGCUGAACAUUACACAUGCUUGUCACCAUUUGUCUACUGUGAGACAAAAAUGAUUAUGGGCUGUCAUCGUUCAGCUGUCCUCCAGCUCAGAUUUUUUGGCUAGUCUCACAGUUUUGAGCACUGGAGACUAUCUAAGCUUCUCUCACAAGGAAACGAGCGUGUGUGUGUUUUAUAAUGAUGCCAGUUAAUGAAUAUUUAUCUCACCACUGUGUUGUGAAACUUCAACAUGUGACAUGUUUCUUUUUUAAAACUCAGCUCCAGGACUUGGAGGAUCUUAUUGGAUCUUAUGCCAAUUGCAGCUUUUUCUUUUAAGGAACAUUUUUAAUGUAGUUGCAGAGGGAGAGAAUGGGGAGCAAAAUACUGAGAGCAGGAUGCCUUCUGGCUUGAAACCCGGAGGCAAAGCACAAUUUGCUUUUGUUUGCCUGGAAAAGCAGCGAGGGCCCGUGGGAUGGGUGGGCGGCGUGCAAGGCAGGAGUUGGGAAGCCGGUGCCCCCACGCUGGAUGGGAGGUGGAGGACUGACUCCCCCGUGCUUCUCUGGGCGGUGCUUAGCACCAAACUACAUCUCCCAGGCUGCCCUGCCGCUGCUCCCCAGAGUUGGGGGGAGGAGGGGGUCUGCUUGGGGGGACGAGGGUCCUGGCCUUGCAGUGCUGGCUGCGUGCCCCUGCCUACGGCCUCAGCAGGAUGGAGCCAUCAGAGAAGCAGCUUGAGGAUGCAGUUGCUUUCGUGCAGGGCAAAAAGCGCCCUCCAAAGAAGAAUGGUGUCACAGGCUGGAUACUGAGGAACCUCCGGAAGACCUUCCAGAAGCCGACCUCCCUACAGCUCACUUCUCCCAUGGCUCUUUCUCAGCGUUGCACAGCCUCUUGUCCAAACCUGAUAAUAAAUAGAAAUGAGGCCCAUGAAGAGAAGCAUGUGCCUGUUGCCCUUCAGCGUGGUGUGACUCACUGUUCUGUAUUGCCAGCAUCAGCAGAAGAUGGCUGCUCCAACAACACAGCACUCCGGGGCUGGUGGAGCAGUCUGCAGGUCCAGAUGGCAUCCCGUUCCUGUGCCCUCAGACCUAGUCUCACAUUUGCUUCUCCUCUGCCUUGUUCAGCAGACUCCCCUUCCAAGGCCAAGUUCACCGGCCACUUCUCCCUCUUCUCACCACCGUCACGGAUCUCUGAGCCUGAUUACAGCCCUCUGCCUUGUGCUGCCUCCAAGAAAUCUAGCAGAGGGAGCUGGAAGAGCUCUCAUUGUGAAGAGCCCCCUGAUUCCAAAUUAAAAGAAUCUGCACAUUUCCCCUUCACAGUACCCAUAAUUGCUCAGAUAACUGACUACAUCUACCUGGGGAACCUCAAUGCAGCCUACAGUGGCCGGGCACUCUGCACAAAUGGCAUCGACAACAUCAUUGACAUGAGCAGCCUGCCAAGUGACCACAGCCUGAGCAUCAUCCCCUGCACCUGUGGGAGGGGAGGAUUCAGGCACAACUGGUCACGCCUCAGGGUUGAUACCCAGGCUUUCCUGCAUGGAAAUCGUCAUGAAAUAAGGCAGCCAUGCUUCCUUGUCAUCAAUGAGUGCAUUGAAGCCUUGAUGGAGAAAGGGAAGCGUGUUCUCAUUCACUGCAGGGAUGGUUACUCCUUAGGCCCUACCUGUGUCAUCCAAUACCUGAUGGUCAAGCACAGCAUGAGACUGCUAGCAGCCUAUGAACUUGUGAGGGCACGGUACCCACUGAAAAUCCAAGAGUGCCAUCAAGACCUACUGGUGGGUCUGGAGAUGUCCCUGCAACCUGGUGGCGUCAACACAGCAUGCCUGAAGCACUCCCUGUCAAGGAAGAUGGCAUGGAGCUAAACAGGCAUAGUGGCUGAAGAAGAAAAGCCAAAAGGAAAAUGGCCUUAACUGCAUCUCAUGGGCAGAUUAGAUGACUGCCUGUGUGUGGUAUGUAGGACAGUGAUGACAAGAUGCAAAGGUGAUGGCCUUUCUUUGCAGCAGUUCCUAGAGGCUGGUACUGGCAGAAGGAAAGCAUGGAGAGCUCUUAGGGACACACUAGAGGGAGAGGAAAUAAGACUCAUUUAAGCAGAAGCUGAAGGUUCUCAGUCCCAAUGUAAGGAAAUCUGUGCUCCAGGCUGAAGAAGACUUUUCUUGGGAACUUUUGUUCCUAAGGGUGCAAGUACAUAUCAUCUCCGUGUCAGGGGGUUGGAACUGCAAGAUCUUUUACGGUCCCUCCUAACCCAAGCCAUUUUGUGAUUCUACGUGCCUCAGUCUGAUAUUCUUUUUGGGAAAAAGGAACCAGCCACUGGAUUUCUCAGUUGUUCUGCCUGAGCUUUUACUAUGAGCACAGCUGCUGUUGGGCUGCUGGGUUUGUGUUGUUUUUUUUUGUUUUUUUUUUUUGGCCAACAGUAUAUUCCAUGGAAAUUAGAUGUAGACAUCUGUGGUGUCAUGUUGGACUAGUCACUGCAUAGUCCCUGUCCGCUUGGUGCUAGCAGGGUGCUGAGGAGAAGAACAUUGGUGUAAAGAUGGGGAGAUGGCUACGAGAGGCAGCUUGCCUGGAUCCAUCAGCCCAGUGCUUCCAUCAUGUGGUGGUUCCCUAGCGGAACAUGGUCCAGAAGUGUCACACUUGAAUGUCUCUACAACACAGUGCAGAACCUCCUGUGAGCUUGAACCUUUGCUUCCAAGCACCUUUGCAGGCUGGUGGAAGCACUCUGAGAUUGGUGGCCCAUGUCACUGGUGCACUGCUGUAGCAUGAGGGGAGGGGAGCAAGGGAUGGAGGCUACUCAUCUACUCCAUGGGAAAGGUACCCAAACUUGAACACUGUGUCUGCUCCUGGUUUCCACGGAAUGUUCAUGUUUCAUGUUCAGAGAGCUAAGACAGACGACUGCUGACAGCCUUCCCUGAAGGACUUGCCUGAAGCUUAUGCUCUCCUUGGACUUUUCUGCAAGGAACUCGUUCAUUUGUCACUCAAACACUUGCAUUACUUCACUUGGAAACCUCUGCUUUUGUUAAUGUUAACUAUUGCUUUGUGGGUUUUUCUUCUUCUUCUUCUUUUUUUUUUUUUUUUCCCUCUUCUCACUGGGUUUCUUCCUCAUUCUGGAUCUGGGGCCUCUUUCUUUUUUUUUUGGAGGACUGCUGCCCUGUGGUUUAACCUCUUUGCAAGGCAGCUCCAGGGAAAUUUCUUUGCAGACAGAGAGAUUCAGCCUUUUGCUCACCCUAUUACCACAUCUCACCCUCUAGGACUCCUGUAUCUUACAAACAAAUCUGUUAACCAACAAUUGAUUCGUGGGACUUUUCUUUGUGUUCCUUCAACCCACUCUCUGCACUGACCUGAAGCAAUGAAGUGAAAGAAAAGCUGCUAUCUAGAGGACUUGGUGGGACAGUGGUGCAUGUAGUUCUGUAGAGAGCUGGAGAAAAUGACUGGAGAAUCUUUGGAAAGGGUAAUAAAGAGCUGAGUUGAACUUUAGAGUCAAAUAUGGCCCAUGUGGUACUGGAGGAAAAGUGAAGUGGCUGAACUUCUCAGUGGGUGAAUGCUGCUCCUGGCUGCGGAGGGUGGCUGCUGUCUGUUUCUGGAUGUACUUACUUUAGUCUCUAUUCUUUAUUUUUCUGGGAAACUGGCUUGAGCUGGGAGAGGCGGGCAACUUAGGAGGAUCUGCAGGGUGAUGUCUCUCGUCUACAGGCCAUGAAGUGGCACCAAGAGUCCUGAUGUAGCAUGGUUGUGGUGAUUUCACUACUCAAACCAUCUUGCUCUCAACAUUUCAGCAUGGAUAAUCCUGAGCAGACCCAGCCUUACCCACACAAGACACCAGUCCCAUCUCAAGCUCUUAGUCUUCCUUUACAGUAUCUGCAGUGCUGUGUGCAUGAUGCUAUAGGAAGUCUGCAGCGGCUUGUUUGCUGUUAUCUGUGACUUCCAAGAGAAAAAUUUGUUGCAGCUACAUCUGAAUCAGCUUAAAACCCUUUGGAUAGCAGGGGAGGGAGUGCCUGGGCUGUGGGAGGAAGACAAGAGCUGUUUGGGCUCUUGUCUCCAUGGGAUCCCCUACAUACACAUGCUACAUCUGCUGUGGAUAGGGCUGGUGAAUAUUUCCAGUGUCAUUUCCAUCUGCCUCUUGCUUGUGCUGUGGGUAUGUGGUUCUGGGGUGCACUGCAGCAGCUUUGGGGUUGCCUCACAUACCCAGCAGCGGCUCCAUAGCUUUGAGUAGUUUUGCUUUUUUUUCUUAAUAAAAAUUUAACAUCUGGUGUUAAAAUAUUUCACAUGGGGACGACCAGCAAAUAUUUUCCUGUGUGUUAACUGAGGUUAAAAGAAGAUGCUAGCUCUGAAUGACUUGCUCAGGAAUGGCUCUCCUACGUGCUGCCAGUGGCUGAAUGUUGGUGGGAUGAUGCAUAUGCUGCAGGCUCCUUCCAGCCAGUGUUCCCCAAGGGCAGAGCUGCUCCUCUCCUGUGGAGCUGCCUGGCCUGCCCCAGCCAAGGGAGGUGCAUGGGGGCUCUUGCACACCAUUGGUCUGAGAAGGUCUCCAUGCCCUUAAAGAGAAGGUGGAUUUUCUGCUGAGCCACCCGAGAAGCCCUUUUAUACCUCCUUCCCCGGCCAGCUGCUUGCGGCUUGCCAGUCAGUCCUGGCCAGCCAGCGGGGCUCUCUGUUCCUUCUCCGGACUCGGGUUCGUAACCAUCUAAAGCAAGAUGUCUGAGUAAG